CCUUAUGGGUAAUGUAGUUUUUACUUAACGGAAGUUUGUGCACCCAAAAACGCGCGUCGUUUAGAAACAGUUGUGUUCGUUAAACUGGAACAUGUUGGGGCAAGUACUGGCGCAAAAACGAAGGCUUUUUUAAAAUGUACUUAAAAAACAAAAAACGUAGAAACCUCUGAAGUAAGUAGUUGUUCGGUAGCUAACACAACUGUAGUGUCCCGAGCCUGCUGCGUUAAAGUCGCCAGAAUGUUCGUCCUUAAACGUGUUUUGUCCGCUGUGCCUCAAAGCACCUCCCUCUGUGUGAGUCACUUUUCUGCCUGUUAUUGCCUCAAAACAUCCAGAAAAAGCAGCCCGUACAGUUCAGUGGACAGUGAGCGCUACUCUUCUCUGGUGAAGUCCGUCAUGUCCUCCAGGGUCAGUUCCCAAACCCCCGAGACCCUCCAAGCGGAAGAUGAGCACAUCUAUGGACCUGUUGUCAAAGCUCAAACUCCUACCAAGCAGGAGAAGAGGGAACCUAAAACCCUGCAUCCCUUCUUGAACUAUGAGGAGACUGUAGAAACAGAAGAGCCGGAGUCGUCGGGACCUCCAGCACGGAUUUCGUUGAACAGAGAUCAGGGCAGGUCCUUCGUACCGAGUGUGACCAGGAUCCUUCAACAGACUCUUUCCUCGGAGCAGAUCUUCUACCUGGAGAGAUGGAAGAGGAGGAUGGUCGCAGAGCUUGGAGAGGAAGGCUUCAAACAACACAGUCAGAAUUUAUUCAGACAAGGGAAGCUUCUCCAUUCAGCUCUGGAGGACAUUCUGACUUCAGGUGUAGCAUGGAAGGACACAAGUUCUUCAGAGACACCAGAGUAUCCAGCUGACGUACAGGGAUAUCUGCAGAGCAUCUCUCACAUACUGGAGGAUGUCAGUGCAGUGAGAGCCAUUGAAAGCACCGUACAACAUGGCACACUGAACUACCUGGGAAUUGUGGACUGUGUUGCUCGCUACAGGGGUGUACUUUGUGUUAUUGACUGGAAGACUUCAGAAAAACCCAAACCAUUCCUAAGCAACACAUAUGACAACCCUGUUCAAGUGGCAGCCUACGCCGGGGCUUUGAACAGUGACGGCAACUAUAAAUAUCAGGUUGAAAAUGGACUCAUUGUUGUGGCCUACAAGGACGGCUCACCUGCCCACGCUCACCAACUCAGUUCAGAGCUGAUGUUGGAGUACUGGAAGACUUGGUUGCUAAGGCUUGAAGAAUUUACAGAAAAUAGGUAAAAACAAGCCGGUACUUCAAGUACACUGCCAGAAAAGAGAU
This is a messenger RNA of Stegastes partitus (bicolor damselfish), 1288 nucleotides long. RefSeq names its product mitochondrial genome maintenance exonuclease 1 (gene mgme1). Bases 238 to 1248 code for a protein of 336 amino acids. The transcript is spliced from 5 exons. The record is from RefSeq and is a predicted model, not a curated record. Gene Ontology annotation, molecular function: single-stranded DNA exodeoxyribonuclease activity. NCBI's taxonomy places the organism in Eukaryota, Metazoa, Chordata, Actinopteri, Pomacentridae. Gene Ontology annotation, cellular component: mitochondrion. Gene Ontology annotation, biological process: mitochondrial DNA replication.